This is a messenger RNA of Mollisia scopiformis, 2343 nucleotides long. RefSeq names its product FAD/NAD(P)-binding domain-containing protein. The transcript has 2 exons. NCBI's taxonomy places the organism in Eukaryota, Fungi, Ascomycota, Leotiomycetes, Helotiales, Mollisiaceae. The record is from RefSeq and is a predicted model, not a curated record. Bases 382 to 2127 code for a protein of 581 amino acids. Gene Ontology annotation, molecular function: FAD binding.
CUUUAAAGAGCAGGUUCAACUCAUUCGCCGACAAUACAAUAUCUACCUUAAGGAUGACCUGUUAAAGUCUUCAAGAGUGGGGUGGCCAUCAAGCGGCUGGACCGACCGCCGCCGGGCGAUAACGAUUUUGUUAUCGAAAUCAGGUAAAAGAAAUAUAUCUGAGAAGAUGACGCCAAUCAAGUUGCUUCUAUAAAACUAUUCUAUUGUUCCUCUUCCCAUGUUAAGUUCUUUAUUUGUGACGUCUGAUGUUACCAUAGUGGCAUGAGCGAGCCAUUCAGGUUAUCAGACUCCCACCCUUGUCAAACAAAAGUAACCACAUACUCUUUCAUUUAAGAGAGCUUCUCUUCCUUCUUCGCAUCGCAUGAGACUAUCGACUGCAUAAUGGGAAGCUUAGAGAAAACAAUUCGUCACCUGGACGUCCUUGUUGUCGGAGGUGGUCCGGUCGGACUCGUCACCGCUUUCCAACUCGCCAAAUUCGGACACGCCUCAUCAAUAGCAAUCAUAGAGAAGCAUCUAAAGAGUUCUCAAGACCAAUAUGGCCGCGCUAUCACUCUCUAUCCCCGAUCCUCGGAAAUGCUUGACCAGUUAGGUCUAGCAGAAGAGCUCGCUCAAGAAUGCUUUGCUUGCCGGAGUACGGUCAGUUAUGACAAGCAUGGGCAGGAAGUUCAAGGGCGAGGAUGGUACUUUAUGGAGAAUAUGAAGGAUACGCAGUGGGACUUUGCAUUGGUUUUGAGACAGAAGUAUCAAGAGGAAAUAUUUAGGCGAAGGUUGAGGGAACUGGGAGUGACUCUAGAGGCGCCAGUCGAAUUGACUGAUGUGAAGGUUGACGAAAGUAUUGCCCAAGGCGGAUACAAGAUCACAGCAGCGACCAGAAAUGGCGAGACCGGGAUUGAAGAGACAAUUCAGUGCAAGUAUCUGAUAGGGGCUGACGGUGGAAGGUCAUUUGUGAGGAGAGUCUUGGACAUCCCAUUUGACGGAAGCACAACGGAGGACAAGUGGGUUCGGAUCGAUGGGAUGAUCGAGACAGAUAUGCCCAAAAACAGAACUUACGGGGCUAUAGAAUCUCCCACACAUGGAAACGUGUUAUGGGCAGCAUUAGAUCAUGGAGCAACUAGAAUCGGAUUCGCAUUUACAGCAGAACGCCAGAAAGGGUACACAGAAUUCAACGAAGCUGCAGCAGUAGCGGAGGCAAUUGCUUCAGUGAAACCAUUCAAGCUAGAAUUCAAGCAAGUGGAUUGGUAUACUGUCUAUGCAGUCGGACAAAGAGUCGCGAGACACUUCUUCACCAAAGAUUGCGUCUUCCUGGCUGGAGAUGCAUGCCACACCCAUUCUUCAGGAGCUGCACAAGGAAUGAACACAGGACUUCAUGAUGCUUGCAACCUCGGAUGGAAACUUUCUUUGGUCCUCCGUGGUCUGGCUCCAGCUUCGCUUCUCGCAACAUACGAAGGUGAACGAUCACCGAAUGUCCAGAAGCUCAUCAAUUACGACAAAGAUAUCUCGAGAUUGAUGACGAUGCAAUUACCCUUGGGAUGGUCAGGAGAUGCAAAUGCCGAUCCGAACGAGGUGCUUGGAGUAGUGAUGGAGGAGGCUUCAACAUUCACCUCAGGGCUUAGUAUCGCGUUCGAUCUUAAUGGCGCCAAUAUUCAAGGCUCAUUUGUACCUAGCACAGACCCUGCACCGGUAUCUCCUGGUCAAAGAGGUCCCGAUGUACAACUGUACAAGCCAGGCACUAACGAAGUUACGAGAAUGCACCGAGAGACGCCAAACAACGCGAGAUUCUUCGUUGUGGUAUUCACCGGAGAGCCCGAGUAUACCUCUUCCGCCUUGAAUGAGCUGGCGCAAGCAGUUGAAGCAUCAAAAAUACUUUCAGAUGCAAAAUUACCUAUCUCAUGGCUUACUAUUCCAGCAAAGAGCGGCCCUUCUGCUUUUGAGCUUCUGGGUAUCAUGCCUUUCGGGAAAGUCUUCUACGACUCGAAGAAGACAGCUCAUGCCAGAUAUGGAGUGGACCUGCAGAAAGGAGGUAUCUUCGUCUUAAGACCUGAUGGAUGGGUUGGUACUGCUACAGCGUUGAAAGUAGACGCUGUCGUAGAAUUGGAAAUGUACUUUAGAAAGCUGUUAAUAAUUUGAAACAUUUGGCGGUUGAGCAGUAGCCGAAAGGAUGAACGCGUAGGUUCUCAGUAGGCUAAGACUCUUUCACCCAGAAUCGGUAUUGAGUUCAUAUAGCACUGCAUCGUCAGAUGUGAUGAGGGCAAAACAGAGUCAGGAAUUGAUGCUUUGCUCGAGCUAGAGGGAGCUUGAGAGGCCUCCUUCUUCUAAGCGAUGGUUCAGGAGAAGAAAUAGAAG